Molecule: messenger RNA, 618 nt
Organism: Cannabis sativa
Lineage: Eukaryota; Viridiplantae; Streptophyta; Magnoliopsida; Rosales; Cannabaceae
Exons: 1
Coding region: 1-618 (205 amino acids)
Source: RefSeq, a predicted model, not a curated record
AUGGCCAGUUCGAGUGGGGUAGGAGGAGGAGGCAGUGAGGAUGUAUUCAAUUUUCAGAUUGAAGAGGAAGAUUUAUCUGAGUUGACAGUCAGCCAUGAGGGAGAAGAAGAGGGGAUUGAUGACAGAUGGUGCCUAGUUGGUAGAUUUUUGUCUCAUCGGGUGAUCGACUUUGAUAAAAUACAAAACAUUUUAGCAUCGUUGUGGCAACCAGGAAUGGGAAUGUUUGUCAAAAAGCUUGAGGAGAACCGAUUUUUGUUUCAAUUCUAUCACGAAGUGGAUAUCCAAAGAGUCAUUAACGGUAGUCCAUGGACGUUUGAUCGGAUGCAGCUAAUCAUUCAACGUUUGCCGGUAGGAGGGGAUCCGAAUAUAAUUCAGUUAAAUCAUCUUGAUAUUUGGGUUCAAAUUCACGAUGUCAAACCUGAUUGUAUGAAAGAAGCUACUGUAAGAGGAGUUGGUAAUACUCUUGGGAAAUUUGUUGAGAAUGAUCCUAACAAUUUCAUAGGUGUUUGGAGGGAUUACCUUCGGGUUCGGGUUACCUUGGAUAUUAAGAAGCCGUUGAGAAGAAGGCUAAAGUUAACGCACGAGAAUGGUAGCUGGUUUUGGGUUCAUUUCAAGUAA